CUCUCAUUCUCUCUCUCUCUUUCUCUCUAACUGUAUCUUCUACAACCUCUUUGUUUUCAUACUCUCUAUUCUUUUGUCUGUAUGACUUUUCUAGUUUCAAAGCUCAUUCAAUUGUUCUCUUUGUUGUAAAAAUCAAACCUUUUUGGAAUCAUUCUCCCGGCGAGAGUUUUCUUAACCGGCACAAGCUUCUGUCGAGCGUGAUUCAUCACUGGUGGGUGUUCUUCAAAUUGUUCAAAGUUCCAACCUUUUUUAGAAUUUGGUCAUUUGAAUCUGAAGCUGGAGAGACUCGAGUUUAUAUGGUUUCAAGCUUUAUUGAGUCUAUCUGUAGAAGAAAGGUUUGGUUUUCUCCGACUAAGUUGUUUGAGGUUACAGAGAUUUUUCUGGUUUUGGGUUUGGUGAGAUAAAUUAAAAAGAUGAGUAUGAGUGAUUUGGGUUGGGAUGAUGAAGAGAAAUCGAUGGUUAGUGCCGUUUUAGGGCAUUUAGCUUCUGAUUUUCUUAGAGCAAACUCAAAUUCGAAUCAGAAUCUGUUUUUAGUUAUGGGAGCUGACGAUAGUUUGAAUAAGAAGCUCUCUAGUCUCGUAGAUUGGCCAAACUCUGAGAAUUUCAGCUGGAACUACGCUAUCUUCUGGCAGCAGACCAUGUCUAGAUCCGGACAACAUGUCUUAGGUUGGGGAGAUAGGUGUUGUCGUGAGCCUAACGAGGAAGAGGAAUCAAAAGCUCUUAGGUCUUAUCAUUUUAACUACAUGGGAUUAGAUGAAGAGACAUGGCAAGAUAUGAGGAAGAGAGUGUUACAGAAGCUUCAUAGGGUUUUUGGUGGAUCUGAUGAAGACAAUUAUGCUUUGAGCUUAGAGAAAGUUACUGCUACUGAGAUUUUCUUCUUAGCUUCUAUGUAUUUCUUUUUUAACCACGGUGAAGGUGGUCCUGGGAGGUGUUAUGCUUCAGGGAAACAUGUUUGGUUAUCUGAUGCGGUUAACUCGGAGUCUGAUUACUGUUUCAGGUCUUUUAUGGCGAAAUCUUCUGGAAUCAGAACGAUUGUUAUGGUUCCUACUGAUGCUGGUGUUCUUGAGCUUGGUUCUGUUUGGUCUUUGCCUGAAAACAUUGGUUUGGUUAAGUCUGUUCAAGCUUUGUUUAUGAGGAGAGUUACGCAGCCUUUGAUGGUGACUUCAAACACGAGUGGAGGGAUUCACAGGCUCUUCGGGCAGGAUUUGAAUAACUCAGACCAUGUAGCUCACGCGUAUCCUAAGAAGCUCGAUGUGAGAAGAAACUUGGAUGAGAGGUUCACACCUCAAAGUUGGGAUGGCUAUAAUAAUAACAAAGGUCCAACAUGUGGUGGUUACACAACUCAGAGAGAAGAUGUGAAAGUGCAAGAGAAUCUGAAUCUGGUUUUAGAUAAUAGCAAUUACAAGACGCAGAUUGAAUUAGCGGCAUCAUCCAUAGGGGCUUCUUCGAAUCCAUCUACAAACACUCAACUAGAAAUAUCAGAUUCUUGUACUGCGAAAAGACCAGGGAGCUUAUUAGCAGCAUCAGGAUUAGGAGCAGGAACAGUUUCAGUUGUUGAUGAGAAGAGACCAAGAAAGCGAGGAAGAAAGCCUGCAAACGGAAGAGAAGAGCCAUUGAACCAUGUGGAAGCUGAGAGGCAGAGACGCGAGAAGCUUAACCAAAGAUUCUACGCUUUACGGUCAGUUGUUCCAAACAUAUCCAAAAUGGACAAAGCUUCUCUACUUGGAGAUGCGAUUUCUUACAUCAAAGAGCUUCAAGAGAAAGUAAACAUCAUGGAAGCUGAAAGAGUAAGAACAGAGAGCACAGUUGAAAGUACUCCCGAAGUUGACGUUCAAGCGGUAAAUGAAGAGGUUGUUGUAAGAGUGAUCUCACCGUUGGAUUCACAUCCAGCUUCAAGAAUUAUACAAGCAAUGAGAAACUCAGAGGUUAGUGUAUUGGAAUCUAAGUUAUCGUUAGCUGAAGACACAAUGUUUCACACUUUUGUGGUUAAGUCUAACAACGUCUCGGAUCCAUUGACGAAAGAGAAGCUUAUAGCAGCGGUUUGCCCGCCGGAAACGAGCUCGACGCAGCAGCCAUUACCGUCUUCUAGUUCACAGGUUUCUGUUGAUUUCUAGCUAGGUAUCACAUGAUGGUGAUCAAAAGCUUCAUUGUUUCAGUAUAGGUAACUUCCAGGUUCAACUAGAGAAAUAGAUAACAUACUUUUCUUUUUCA
Camelina sativa (false flax) is the source of this 2211-nucleotide messenger RNA. The record is from RefSeq and is a predicted model, not a curated record. Lineage: Eukaryota; Viridiplantae; Streptophyta; Magnoliopsida; Brassicales; Brassicaceae.